CUCCUCUAGAGGGCGCUGUGCGAAAGGAAGAACUAACGUAGAAGAAGAGGACUGUGGGCGGCGGCGGGAAACAUAAAUAGGAGCUCUGUCUUUAUAUGAGUAAAAUACAUGUACUUUUAUUCUCCGAGGCCGGACUGUAAAAACUACCCAACAAAACAUGGUUCAAGAAUUUCAUGUACUGAGAUGUUUUUCCUGUCAAACAUUUCAAGUACAGCAGGUCAAGAAGAGUAAGACAUGGACAUGUAAAGUGUGCGGCGAGAAGCAGUCAUUGAUGAAGGAGUUUGGUCGAGGCGCUGCAGCUGACUGCAGAAGGCAUGUCCAGAAGCUGAACGCUCUGCGAGGACAGAUGCUGGAGGUGAACAGUGAACAGCUGCUGUCACAGCGGGAACCGGAUGAAAACGAAGAUGUUUAUGAAAGUCUGGAUCAAAAUCCUAAAUCAGAGCAGGAAGUGGCUCACGUCAGCCGCUGGAGUAAAUACACUGAUCAAACAGCUGAGGGUCCAAAUGGACAUGAAGAAGAGGAAGAAGAUGAUAAUGUUUACACAGAAAGACACAGAUUCAGAAGCCAAGAAACCAGGAAAAGGAAGAAAAUCUCCUCUUCAAAGUCUUUGGGUGGCCGUGAUGGUAACUGUGAGGAUGAGGAGUCAUGGACUGGUCGUUCUGGGUUUAAGAGACGGCCGGAUCAGCCUCUGCAGCAUGACAGGAGAUUCAAUUCAUCGUGGAGUAAAGGAUCUGCUUCCAAAUAUUCCUCCUGUGGCAGGUCAGGUGAUAUGGACCCGUGCACUAGCACAAAUCUCCCAUCAUCCCGUCAGGCUGAUUGUUAUCCUACAGCCUGCUCCAGUUCCACAGCGGAGAACUCUGGUGAAAAUAAACAGCAGUGUAACUCUUCACAUAAGCCGCCAGCAGCUGAGGUAACCAAAGGCCUUCUCCUGCACAGCAGCAGUCCUUCUGUUUCUUCUCGUCAGAAGUUUGGUGAAUCGAAGAUUGAGAAUAAGGACUCCAAAUGGGACAAAUUCCUCACAGUUGUCCCUAAUCAGCAGGAUGAGGAAGAGUAUGACUAUGAAGCUCAAGAUUCCUCUAAUUACAGUGAUAACACAGCAGUGGCUUGUUUCUCAGAAGCACUUACAGACAAAAGUGUGGAUUCUGAAGAGUGCGGAUAUCCACUGGAUGGAAAGAAGGACAGUGGUGCUCUCGGGAGGCAGAAGCCUGUUGGUGUUAUUUGUGUGGAUGGAAAUUUAUCCAGUCCAAACAUCAGUCAUGGCUCAAAGCCAGCCGGUUUUGAAAACGCUGUCUGUAAACAGCCUACACUAUUUAAUAUUAUUAAUCAGGAAGUGGCUCACGUCAGCCGCUGGAGUAAAUACACUGAUCAAACAGCUGAGGGUCCAAAUGGACAUGAAGAAGAGGAAGAAGAUGAUAAUGUUUACACAGAAAGACACAGAUUCAGAAGCCAAGAAACCAGGAAAAGGAAGAAAAUCUCCUCUUCAAAGUCUUUGGGUGGCCGUGAUGGUAACUGUGAGGAUGAGGAGUCAUGGACUGGUCGUUCUGGGUUUAAGAGACGGCCGGAUCAGCCUCUGCAGCAUGACAGGAGAUUCAAUUCAUCGUGGAGUAAAGGAUCUGCUUCCAAAUAUUCCUCCUGUGGCAGGUCAGGUGAUAUGGACCCGUGCACUAGCACAAAUCUCCCAUCAUCCCGUCAGGCUGAUUGUUAUCCUACAGCCUGCUCCAGUUCCACAGCGGAGAACUCUGGUGAAAAUAAACAGCAGUGUAACUCUUCACAUAAGCCGCCAGCAGCUGAGGUAACCAAAGGCCUUCUCCUGCACAGCAGCAGUCCUUCUGUUUCUUCUCGUCAGAAGUUUGGUGAAUCGAAGAUUGAGAAUAAGGACUCCAAAUGGGACAAAUUCCUCACAGUUGUCCCUAAUCAGCAGGAUGAGGAAGAGUAUGACUAUGAAGCUCAAGAUUCCUCUAAUUACAGUGAUAACACAGCAGUGGCUUGUUUCUCAGAAGCACUUACAGACAAAAGUGUGGAUUCUGAAGAGUGCGGAUAUCCACUGGAUGGAAAGAAGGACAGUGGUGCUCUCGGGAGGCAGAAGCCUGUUGGUGUUAUUUGUGUGGAUGGAAAUUUAUCCAGUCCAAACAUCAGUCAUGGCUCAAAGCCAGCCGGUUUUGAAAACGCUGUCUGUAAACAGCCUACACUAUUUAAGAUGCCGUGUUCAAGCCUUUCCAUAAACUCCCUGUUCUUUACUGAUGAAGACUUUGACGACACAUUUUGAGAAUAAGUUGCAUUCUAUUCAAAAAUCUAAGUUUUAUGAUGUUACCAUAUCCUCUUGCAUUGGUAGUUACACCACUCUCCACAGUUUUGCACAUUUAAGAAAAUACAAACUUUUUUUUUUUUUGCAUUUUAUUGAGGAUAGAAAGUACAGGAAUUUUAGAAGACCUACAGUGACAUUAACCUGAUUCCAUCUGUUUAUUCAAACUAACAAUAAAAUUUCUGCUGAGCCUACAAACUCUUCUUAUUAGUUAUGUAAAUUCAAACAGAAAAAAAA
Sinocyclocheilus rhinocerous is the source of this 2539-nucleotide messenger RNA. RefSeq names its product UPF0544 protein C5orf45 homolog. Gene Ontology annotation, cellular component: nucleus. The coding region runs from base 158 to 2266 and encodes 702 amino acids. Gene Ontology annotation, biological process: mitotic G2 DNA damage checkpoint signaling. Gene Ontology annotation, molecular function: chromatin binding. The record is from RefSeq and is a predicted model, not a curated record. NCBI's taxonomy places the organism in Eukaryota, Metazoa, Chordata, Actinopteri, Cypriniformes, Cyprinidae. The transcript has 10 exons.